Vairimorpha ceranae is the source of this 570-nucleotide messenger RNA. Its product is annotated as signal peptidase 21kda subunit. The record is from RefSeq and is a predicted model, not a curated record. The transcript has a single exon. Bases 1 to 570 code for a protein of 189 amino acids. Lineage: Eukaryota; Fungi; Microsporidia; Nosematidae. Gene Ontology annotation, biological process: protein targeting to ER. Gene Ontology annotation, cellular component: signal peptidase complex; membrane.
AUGUCGGAUAAGUUAAAAUUAAAAUAUUCUAAGAAACCUGUAAAGGGGGAUAUCUACAAUCUUAGACAUCUUAAAGUUCUUAUAGAUGAGAUUUUAGUAGAUUUCUUGGUAAAAGACCUUAAUUACAAGUUAAAUAAUACUUACACAGAUUUUCAAAUAUCUGUAGGAUUACUUAGCACUGUUCUAGCAGCAUUAUUAACCUAUUUCUCAAUGAAUUUUGAAUUUAAAGAUUAUAAAGUAUUUAUGAUCUGGUGUCUGUGUAUUUAUUCUGUCCUCAAUGGGAUAGUAUACAUUUUUGAUACAUUAAGAGGUACUACUUAUUAUUUUACUAAAGUAAUAAAAAAUAAUGUACAAGAAGAUAAGAAUGAUAAAGAGACAGAAAAAGUAGUAUCAAUACGAGUUUGUACAGAGAUACUACCACCUAAUCCUAUUUAUACUUUAUUAGUGUAUAAAGACAAUAAACUUAUACCUGAGAAAUGGUCUAAAAGUGUAUUUGAACUAUUUAAGGAAGAUGGUACGUUAAAUGCAUCCCAGUUUUUAGAUGAUGUUACAUUAUUUUUUAAUAAAUAA